UUCUCGAGGCGGGAGAGAGAGAAAGAAGAGAGGGAGAGAUAUCGAACAUCAAUGGCGUCUCUGCAACUCUGCGACGGUUAUCUUCUCUUCAAGCCCUCUGUUUCUCCUCAACGCAUCUCUCACCGCCUCAUCCCUAAAGCCUCCGCUUCACCGUCUUCUUCUUCUUCCUCCUUAUCUUUCAGUCGGCGGGAGCUUUUAUACCAAUCGGCGGCUGUAUCACUCUCCAUUGUUGGACCAGUAAAAGAAGCAAAAGCUGAUGAACAGUUAUCUGAAUGGGAAAGAGUGUUUCUCCCAAUCGAUCCCGGUGUUGUUCUUCUCGACAUUGCUUUCGUCCCCGACGAACCUAGCCGCGGGUUUUUACUGGGAACGAGACAGACUCUAUUAGAGACUAAAGACGGUGGAAACACUUGGAAUCCACGCUCGAUUCCCUCAGCUGAAGAGGAAGAUUUCAAUUAUAGAUUCAAUUCGAUUAGCUUUAAAGGCAAACAAGGAUGGAUUAUUGGCAAGCCUGCAAUUUUGUUGUACACUGCUGAUGCUGGAGACAAUUGGGAUCGGAUUCCUCUAAGUUCUCAGCUUCCUGGAGAUAUGGUGUUUAUAAAAGCGACAGGAGAUAAGAGCGCAGAGAUGGUUACUGAUGAAGGUGCUAUCUAUGUUACUUCAAACAAAGGAUAUAACUGGAAAGCUGCUAUUCAGGAAACUGUUUCAGCUACCUUGAACAGAACGGUAUCUAGUGGAAUCAGUGGUGCUAGUUACUACACGGGAACCUUCAGUGCCGUUAAUCGUUCACCUGACGGAAGAUAUGUCGCUGUUUCGAGCCGUGGUAACUUCUUUCUGACAUGGGAGCCUGGGCAGCCUUACUGGCAACCACACAAUAGAGCUGUUGCCCGAAGAAUUCAGAAUAUGGGAUGGAGAGCUGAUGGUGGUCUGUGGCUUCUUGUUCGUGGUGGAGGACUUUAUCUUAGCAAAGGCACUGGGAUCACAGAGGAUUUUGAAGAAGUUCCAGUACAAAGCCGUGGCUUUGGCAUUCUAGAUGUUGGAUAUCGCUCAGAGGAAGAAGCAUGGGCAGCAGGAGGCAGUGGCAUACUACUGAGAACAAGAAAUGGAGGCAAAUCAUGGAACCGUGACAAAGCUGCUGAUAAUAUCGCAGCUAACCUCUACGCAGUCAAAUUCGUGGAUGACAAGAAAGGAUUUGUGCUUGGCAACGAUGGAGUCUUGCUCCGAUACGUUGGAUGAAAAGAGUGGCAAUAAAGAAAAAAAGGUUAAAAUUGAAAUGGUUUUGUUUCAAUCCUUCUCUGCGUUUUGAUACUACAUUACACUAUUAUUGUAUACAUUCCCCUUCACAAAAUAUAUAUAAUUUUGUGUUUUUUUCUGAAAAGCUUUGUUUCUCACUGUAGUUGGAGUUGGAUUUUAUCUCAUCUGUUUAUAAACUAUUUUCAGCCAA
Molecule: messenger RNA, 1441 nt
Organism: Arabidopsis lyrata subsp. lyrata
Lineage: Eukaryota; Viridiplantae; Streptophyta; Magnoliopsida; Brassicales; Brassicaceae
Product: photosystem II stability/assembly factor HCF136, chloroplastic
Exons: 8
Coding region: 52-1233 (393 amino acids)
Molecular function (GO): protein binding
Source: RefSeq, a predicted model, not a curated record